CCAAGAUGGCUGCGCCCAUGAAAUAGGUGCAAGUCAAAAUAUUCCACUUUUCGAGCAUUUUCUGGUGUUAAUUAGAUAGCAGUCAUGAAUAGAGUCGCUCAGUUUCUUUCUCAGGUUGUCAACAAUGGCAGCACCUGUCAAUGCUUAUCAAGAAAAGCACUCGCCUGUCACAGGUGGGUAAGGCCUGUUGUGACUGCUGGAUGGAGACACUACUCAAGAUAUGAACCAGAUGGCUUGGAUGAUGGUCCGGCAAUCCCAGAGUAUGAUGUGCUGAAUAUUCAAAUGAAAAGUUACGAUUAUGUCAAACUGGAAGCCUACGCACGAUAUGUUCAUAGACUGACAAGGGAUCGCUUCAAUAUUGAUACUGAGUGCUGGGCUGUGCCAGCAAGGACGACAAAAAUACAGACAUUGAAGCCAAACUCUAGCAUUUUACAAAAUGAAUAUAAUCUUGCCAUGUAUGAGCGAGUAGUUCAGAUCUCAGAUGUACCUUCCACCAAAAUGCCUCUCCUGUUAGAAGUACUGAAUCAACAUCUCCCUUCUGGGGUUAAUUUAAAUGUUAAAGAGUCUGAUCCAGAUGAAGAAGAGUUCCGUUAUUUACCCGAUCGGGAAGUUGGUGAACUGAAAGAACAACUAGAGACAAUAACUAAGGCCAGGGCAGAAAGGAGAAAGAAAUAAACUGUUUGUGAUAUUUGGAUAAGAGUUUUACCAGUGUGGGACUGUGUUGUGUCAGAGACACUUGAAGGGUUGACUAACGAAUGUCAUUGUUAGUGAAUGAUCGUGUGUAAUAAAAGAUAGAUUUUAUACUGAA
Lineus longissimus is the source of this 808-nucleotide messenger RNA. Its product is annotated as large ribosomal subunit protein mL48-like. The transcript is spliced from 7 exons. Lineage: Eukaryota; Metazoa; Nemertea; Pilidiophora; Heteronemertea; Lineidae. The coding region runs from base 85 to 675 and encodes 196 amino acids. The record is from RefSeq and is a predicted model, not a curated record. Gene Ontology annotation, cellular component: mitochondrial ribosome.